Molecule: messenger RNA, 319 nt
Organism: Racocetra persica
Lineage: Eukaryota; Fungi; Glomeromycota; Glomeromycetes; Diversisporales; Gigasporaceae
Source: the annotation of a GenBank genome assembly
GUUUAUUGGGAGUAUAUUGAUAAAAUUUCACAUGUAGCUGCGUUUUUAGAUCCACAUUAUAAGAGAUAUUGUUUCCCGGGAAAAACAGUUGAGGAAAUUCUUAAUCCAAUUCAGCAUAGGCUUCCUGCAACAAAUUUAAAUAUAAUACCUGUUCCAAAAAUGUCAAUAUUUUGGAAAAUGCACCAAACUGAGUUCCCAUUAUUAUCUAACCUUGCACAAGAUUACUUGUUCGUACAAGCAAGCUCAGUUCCGUGUGAGCAGUUGUUUUCAAUAGCUGGAAUAGUUAUUAAUAAAACUAGAAAUAGAUUAUUAAGUGAAA